AUGCCAAAUUUGAGAGAAAAUCCGGUUGAAUUUGAUGUUUUAGAAGGCGAAAAAGAGAAUAUUGUUCCUCUGCGAUCUGGUAGAUCAGCACUGGCACUUUCGAAGAGUUUGAGUCAAAAGACGAGUAAUAUGGAUAAUGCUAAUGGGGAUGCUACUGCCAAGCAACGCUUAGAGUUUGAGAAACGACUUUUGCAGGAAUUGGAAGAUUUGGACGACCCUUUGGAACUUUUCCUGCAGUAUAUUACCUGGAUCAACAAUGCGUAUCCACAGGGUGGUCAGUCCAAACAAAGCGGGAUGUUGGAAGUGUUGGAACGGUGUCUUAUGUAUUUUCGCGAUUUUGCAACCUACAAAAAUGAUCCUCGCUACGUGAAGUUGUGGAUAAGUUAUUUGAAUCUUUUUGCGGGCUCGCCUCUGGAAAGGCAAACUCUGUACGUUUACAUGACGCGAAAGCAGAUCGGGAUUUCUCUGGCAGUGUUUUACGAGAGCUUGUGUGCUUUUCUACAGCAACAGAAACAGUACUCUCAGGCAAGGGACAUUUUGAAAAAAGGUAUCGAAAGUAAUGCUAGACCUUUGGCAAGACUGCGAAAAACGCUUCAAAGAUUCGAUGAACUGGUGCACAAUUCCAAAAUUGAAAUCCAAGAAAUUAAAGGUGGUGAAAGUAUUUUGGACGACGAUCUCGUUAACGUUCUUGGCAAACAAAAAGCCGAGAUCCAAGAGGCCGGUCAAAACGUUCCACUGGCACGAUCCUCGUCUUUCAAAUACGAGAUAUUCAAAGACAUAAAUGAGACGGGGUUGAAUAAAAACGAGCUGCGAUCAGACGGAUGGGAUUACUUCGAUUCCAAACACCAGAGAAAUAAAGAAAAUGAAAUGAGUAAGCAGUUGCUUACUUCUGGGUCAAAUAUCGGAUCUUUAAAGCAAGAAGAACCCACAAAGGCUUCCGCAUCCAGAUUGCCGAUUUUUAAGGAUGCUAUAGGCCGAAGUGGGCCCAUUUACAAAGUUUUGGAAAUACCAGGUCGAAAAUCAGAACAGAUAGACUGCAAUUUCGAUCUGAUAUAUCCUAAUGCUAACGAAGAGUUUUGCAUUGAAGAGAGACUGGCAAUGUCUCGUAAUGUCUAUCAUAAAUUGAGAAAGUCCAAAAGGCUGCCGACAGCGGAGAAUGAUGACCACAGCUCACAUAGAAGGGAAACUAAAAAGCUGAAAAUACCCUUACGUGAGAAAACGCCUUCAACACUGACACCUGUUGCUGCUCUCCAGGAGAUUGAGAUUCCAACCCAACAGCAUAGUUCCGUAGACUACCGAGCAAUUGAGAGAACGUCUAUUUUACCUUUGAAAGACGAAGCCAGCAAUACUGUUGGCUCUUCAAAGACUAACCCACCGGCAUCUCCCACAGUAACAUUCUUUUCGAAGGAUGCCAUCAACGAGGUCUAUUCCAUGUUCAACCAGAAUUUCUCGCUUCCGCCAUCGGUUGUCGAUAAUGAUGACACUGCAAGCAAGUUCGCAAUGUUUGAAAACUUUACACAGGAGUUUACGCGUAAACAUAUGGACGACCUUACUGAAAUCAAGUCAAAAACGCGGCUAGACCAUGGCGAAAAAACGCCUCAUAAAAAUCAGUCAUCUCGUUCCGAACCCAGCAUUUACAAGGAAAACAACACUCCAACAUACAAAAGCAAGCUCCAAGAGUACAUGACCCCCAUUCAAGAAAGGACUGAAUCUAAAUUCAACGUCGGUUUGGCCUUCGAUCAACUGAACGAAGCUACAACGGACAACAAAAACGAAGCAUAUAUCGCGAAUACAGCCGAAAGCUCACCAUUCCUGACGCAACCUCAAAGCGAUGCUAAUGCAAUGAAAGCUCUUCCUAUUUUGAUAAGCAAUCCCUUAAGUGACAAUAACAGGCGUUUGUUGCUGCAGAGCGUUGAUCCGCCACUUUCAAGCUAUGAGACAUUCUACCAGUAUAACCAGCCUCUCAAAAUGAGUGCUCUGCUACGCAAGAUUCACACUGUUUCCAAAAAUGCGAACAAAAAUCCGAUAGUUGACUUUAAAAAGACUAAUGAUUUAUACUGUAUCAGGUCACAGCUCGGGGAAGGAGGUUAUGCCACUGUGUACUUAGCAGAGUCAAGCACAGGAUCAUUGAAAGCCCUGAAAGUCGAGAAACCUGCUAGCAUCUGGGAAUUCUACAUUUUGAGGCAAGUACAAAAGAGGCUCAACGGACAACCCGUUUUGUCCUCUAUCAUCAGUGUGGACUCGCUGCAUUGUUUUCAAGAUGAGAGCUAUCUGGUACUACAUUAUGCCAGCCAAGGUACGAUAUUAGACCUGAUAAAUUUGGAAAAGGAGCGUAACAGCGGACCUCUCGAUGAGCUGCUGGUUAUGUAUUUCGCAGUUGAGCUCAUUAAGAUACUAGAAUGCAUUCACGAUGUUGGUAUUAUUCAUGGCGAUUUGAAGCCCGACAACUGCAUGGUAAGAUUCGAGAUGGGAUCUCAGUCACUUUCGGAUUACAAUGCUAAUGAAAGAACUGGAUGGGAUCAGAAAGGUGUUUAUUUGAUUGAUUUUGGAAGAUCUUUCGACCUCACGCUGGUACCUGCAGGAGCCAAAUUCAAGGCGGAUUGGAAGACAGAUCAACAGGACUGUCCAGAAAUGCGAGAGGGACGUGCUUGGACGUACGAAGCAGAUUACUACGGUUUGGCAGGGAUAAUUCAUGCGAUGUUAUUUGGAAGUUUUAUUGAAACGCGGGCGUUACCAAACUGUCAGUAUGCUUUGACGCAUAGCUUCAAAAGGUAUUGGAGACAGGACAUUUGGCGUCCUCUCUUUGAUAUGCUGUUGAACAGUGGUUCACAAGGUCAGUUACCCAUCACAUCGAGUUUGAGGGACCAUAGACUCAGCCUAGAGAAUGCCUUGGAGCAAAGCGGACACCGCCUGAAAGCCAAGGUAUUGAGCUUAGAAUCCGAUCUGACAAAAUCUAGGAGAUGA
Lachancea sp. 'fantastica' is the source of this 2964-nucleotide messenger RNA. The record is from the annotation of a GenBank genome assembly. Lineage: Eukaryota; Fungi; Ascomycota; Saccharomycetes; Saccharomycetales; Saccharomycetaceae.